UGUCAGCGUACUCGAGCAGCAGCCGGGACUUCUCUCACUCAGGGCUGGUCAUGUGACAUGAGGCUGGGCCUGGCAUGGCGGCCGCAGUCAGGGAGAUGCACUGAGCUCUGCUGAUUCAAACCUUCCCAGCUUCGUGCGGUGUGUCCGGCCGGCUCCAUGGCGGAGAGAGGCUUCGAUCUGUCCGUCCUCCCGAAGGAGGUGAGAGAGCAGCUGGCGGAGCUGGAGCUGGAGCUGUCAGAGGGAGAUAUUACUCAGAAGGGCUAUGAGAAGAAAAGGGGAAAGCUUCUGGGCCCCUAUAUUCCACAAACCCAAGGUGUUGACCCAGCACUGCAGAAAGACCAUCGAAACCAAACUGCAACUGGAUCUCCUGCCGCUGCCCCACAGUCAUCCUCCAAAUACCAUAGAGCUAGAUCUGGAGGUGCUCGAGAUGAACGGUAUCGCUCAGAUAUCCACACAGAAGCAGUCCAGGCUGCAUUGGCAAAACAUAAAGAACAGAAGAUGGCUUUGCCGAUGCCAACUAAAAGACGGUCAACGUUUGUGCAAUCCCCGGCGGAUGCCUGUACACCUCCAGACACUUCAUCAGCGUCUGAAGACGAAGGUUCCUUGAGACGUCAGGCUGCUCUUUCUGCUGUUCUUGCACAAAGUUUACAGAACACAGAAUCCUGGAUCAAUAAAUCUGUCCAGGGAUCAUCUACAUCAUCUUCAGCAUCAUCCACAUUGUCACACGGAGAUGUUAAGAGCACCAGUGGUUCCUUAGCUGAUGUACUUUCUAAUACUCACAUAGAGAGUUUCUCUGUGCCUCCCGAUGUCACAAGCACCACAAACACAUCCUCCUCAUCCUCCUCCGUACGCCCAGCAAAUAUUGACCUACCACCCACCGGCCUGGUAAAGGGGAUGCACAAAGCAGCCCGAAGAUCCAGUUUAAUGGACACUGCAGAUGGUGUUGCGGUCAGUAGUCGCGUGUCUACAAAGAUCCAGCAGUUACUUAACACAUUGAAGCGACCGAAAAGGCCACCGUUAAAAGAGUUCUUUGUGGAUGAUUUUGAAGAGAUUGUUGAAGUUCCUAGGCCAGAUCCCAACCAACCAAAACCUGAAGGUCGCCAGAUGACCCCUGUAAAGGGAGAGCCUUUAGGCGUGGUGUGUAAUUGGCCCCCAUCCAUUGAAGCAGCACUGCAGCGCUGGGGAACAACACAAGUUAAAUGUUCAUGUCUCACUGCACUUGAUGUGACAGGGAAACCCAUAUAUACGCUAACGUAUGGCAAACUGUGGUCCAGAAGUGUGAGAUUGGCCUACACCCUGCUCAACAAACUGGGAACCAAAAAUGAGCAAGGGCUGAAACCAGGUGACAGGGUGGCCUUGGUCUAUCCCAAUAAUGAUCCAGUCAUGUUUAUGGUUGCUUUUUACGGUUGUCUCCUGGCAGAAGUCAUUCCAGUGCCGAUUGAGGUACCUCUUACUAGAAAGGAUGCUGGUGGGCAUCAGAUUGGUUUCCUGCUGGGAAGCUGCGGUGUAAAGCUCGCUCUUACCACCGAGGUUUGCUUGAAAGGAUUGCCAAAAACACAGAAUGGGGAAAUUGUGCAAUUCAAGGGGUGGCCAAAACUCAAGUGGGUUGUGACCGACUCCAGAUAUCUGUCCAAGGCACCGAAGGAUUGGCAGCCGCAUAUAACAGCUGCUGGUACAGAACCGGCCUACAUUGAGUACAAAACGAGUAAGGAAGGAAGUGUGAUGGGGGUGACGGUUUCUCGCAUUGCAAUGCUUUCUCAUUGUCAAGCGCUUUCCCAAGCCUGUAACUAUACAGAAGGUGAAACGAUGGUGAAUGUCCUGGAUUUUAAAAGGGAUGCUGGUCUAUGGCAUGGCAUAGUAACGACUGUAGUAAACAAGAUGCACACAAUCAGCGUUCCGUACUCUGUGAUGAAAGCGUGUCCCUUAUCUUGGGUGCAGAGAGUCCAUGCAAAUAAGGCCAGGGUUGCAGUAGUGAAAUGUCGGGACCUGCACUGGGCGAUGAUUGCACAUCGGGAACAGAAGGAUAUCAGUUUGGCUUCGCUCCGCAUGCUUAUUGUAACAGACGGAGCUAAUCCAUGGUCGGUUUCAUCCUGUGAUGCUUUCUUGAGUUUAUUUCAAAAUUAUGGCCUAAAGCCGGAAGCAAUUUGCCCAUGUGCCACAUCUCCAGAGGCCAUGACAGUCGCCAUUCGAAGGCCUGGGAUCCCUGGUGCGCCGUUACCCGGCAGAGCUAUUUUGUCUAUGAAUGGUUUGAGUUUUGGUGUUAUCCGAGUGAACACAGAAGACAAAAAUUCUGCUCUCACAGUACAAGAUGUUGGACAUGUAAUGCCAGGAGGUGUGAUGUGCAUAGUAAAACCGGAAGGCCUGCCUCAGUUAUGUAAAACAGAUGAGAUUGGAGAAAUCUGUGUGAGUUACAAAGGAGGUAGUAUGACAUAUUAUGGACUGGCAGGAGUGACAAAGAAUACAUUUGAGGUCUUACCAGUCAGUGCCACUGGGGCCCCAGUAGGGGACACGCCUUUCACCAGGACUGGUCUGCUGGGGUUUGUAGGACCUGGAAGUCUUGUCUUUGUGGUAGGAAAAAUGGAUGGGACGUUGGUGGUGAGUGGAAGGCGGCACAAUGCAGAUGACAUUGUAGCAACUGCAUUAGCUGUGGAAUCACUUAAAACCUUGUACAGAGGAAGGAUUGCUGUGUUUUCUGUCAAUGUCUUCUACGAUGAAAGAAUCGUGGUGGUUGCUGAACAGCGGCCGGAUGCAUCCGAGGAGGAUUCAUUCCAGUGGAUGAGCCGGGUGCUGCAGGCCAUUGAUAGCAUCCACCAAGUAGGAGUUUACUGUCUAGCCCUCAUUCCUGCCAACACAUUGCCAAAAACUCCACUUGGAGGAAUUCACUUAUCUCAAACAAAACAGCACUUUUUGGAAGGCAAUUUGCACCCGUGUAACAUACUCAUGUGUCCUCACACAUGUGUAACAAACUUGCCAAAGCCAAGGCAAAAACAACCAGGUGUUGGUCCUGCCUCUGUUAUGGUUGGUAAUCUGGUCGCAGGGAAGAGAAUUGCUCAGGCAUCGGGGAGAGAUCUCGGACAGAUUGAAGAAAAUGAUUUGGUGAAAAAGUACCAAUUCAUGUCUGAAAUGCUGCAGUGGAGAGCUCAGACCUCGCCAGACCACAAUCUCUUUAUACUGCUUAAUGCCAAGGGAACAGCUGUUUGUACGGCUUCCUGUUUACAGCUGCACAAGAAGGCAGAGAGAAUAGCAGCCACACUUGUGGAUAAAGGUCACCUCAAUGCUGGGGAUAACGUGGUGCUUCUAUAUCCUCCUGGUAUUGAGUUGAUUGCUGCAUUUUAUGGGUGUUUGUAUGCUGGCUGUAUUCCCGUAACUGUCCGACCUCCUCACGCUCAGAACCUCUCAGCCACAUUACCUACAGUACGAAUGAUUGUAGAUGUUAGUAAAGCCGCCUGCAUUCUCACAACACAAAUCUUACUGAAAUUGCUAAAGUCCAAAGAAGCUGUAACAGCGGUGGAUGUGAAAACAUGGCCAACCAUCAUAGACACAGAUGAUUUGCCCAGAAAGCGGGCACCUCAGAUGUAUAAACCACCUACACCUGAAAUGCUGGCCUACCUCGAUUUCAGUGUUAGCACAACAGGCAUGCUCACAGGUGUGAAGAUGUCACAUGGAUCUGUAAAUGCACUUUGCCGGGCAAUAAAAUUACAGUGUGAGCUGUACUCUACACGUCAGAUUGCCAUUUGUCUGGAUCCUUAUUGUGGGCUUGGCUUUGUACUUUGGUGCCUUUGCAGUGUUUACUCUGGUCACCAGUCUAUAUUAAUUCCUCCUAUGGAGUUGGAAUCCAACCUAUGCCUGUGGCUUUCUGCAGUGAGUCAGUACAAGAUUAGAGAUACAUUCUGUUCCUAUUCUGUAAUGGAAAUGUGCUCAAAAGGACUUGGUAACCAGAUUGAGGUGCUAAAGACGAAAGGCAUAAAUCUGUCCUACGUGCGGACCUGUGUAGUGGUGGCAGAAGAACGCCCUAGAGUCGCUCUCACGUAUUCCUUUUCCAAACUUUUCAAAGAUCUUGGUCUUUCUCCCCGUGCUGUCAGUACUACCUUUGGAUCAAGAGUCAAUACUGCUAUAUGUUUACAGGGAACCUCAGGGCCAGAUCCUACAACCGUGUAUGUGGAUCUCAAAUCCCUUCGGCAUGACAGGGUACGCUUGGUAGAAAGGGGGUCUCCUCAGAGCCUGCUUCUACUGGAGUCUGGAAAGAUUCUACCUGGAGUCACAGUGAUUAUUGUCAAUCCAGAGACCAAAGGACCAUUGGGAGAUUCUCAUCUUGGUGAGAUAUGGGUGAACAGUCCCCACACAGCCAGCGGAUACUACACCAUCUAUGACAGUGAGAGUCUGCAGGCCGAUCAUUUUAACACCAAGCUCAGCUUUGGGGACACACAGACACUCUGGGCAAGAACUGGAUAUCUUGGCUUUGUCCGUAGAACAGACCUGACGGCUGCAAGUGGAGAACGGCAUGAUGCCUUAUUUGUUGUUGGAGCACUGGAUGAAACACUGGAGUUGAGGGGACUGCGCUACCAUCCCAUCGACAUUGAGACCUCUGUGUCACGCACGCAUCGGAGCAUAGCUGAAUGCGCUGUAUUCACAUGGACCAACCUGUUGGUGGUGGUGGUGGAGCUAUGUGGGUCUGAGCAGGAGGCGCUGGAUCUGGUUCCUCUAGUGACUAAUGUUGUGCUGGAAGAACAUUACUUGAUCGUAGGAGUAGUGGUAGUGGUAGAUCCUGGCGUCAUCCCCAUCAAUUCUCGAGGAGAGAAGCAGCGGAUGCACCUACGGGACAGUUUCUUAGCGGAUCAGUUAGAUCCAAUCUAUGUUGCAUACAACAUGUAAAGACAAUAGACUUUUAACCACUCAAAAAUGACACCAGGUUAUUAUUAUUUUUGACACAAUUUCAUGUAAAAUACCAAUGCUUGAUGAUAGGCUGAAAUGUGCAUUAUCUUUUUAGCCUAACCUAGUAGAUCAUGGUCUGUCUGUCAGAUUUUAUGAAAGGGAACACUGUGCUAAGUAAGGUAGUAUUAAAUGAAGAUCACUGGACAUUAACUGUAUCCUAACUGCAGAACUACCCGUAUAACUACAGCGCUGGCUAUUCCUCUGACCUGUGCGUCAGCAUGAGAGUAUUCUGCGUUUUCUAUGGCUCUUACCGGGUUCUGCGGGGCCGAUUUAGUUAUUUAUGAAAGGAUUUAUUUUUCUAAUCCUUCAUAUUUGCAGCUGUAGCUUUGUUUUGUCUGAGUAAAUUAACAAUAGGUAGUGAAAUUGCUUCUGCGUAAUGGUGCCAUGAGUCUCCCGCCUUCCGGCGGAGCAGAGUUUACAGUUGGUGAAGCCUCGCGAGCGCUAAGCUGGGGUGUUCUGUUUAGAUUUAACAAAAAAAAAAAGAGAGGAUUUUGGACUAAAACUUAGAUUUCUUUUCCAUUUAGAUAGGUCAUGUAUGUAAAAUAUUCUGCCUAUAUUUUAAAUAUGUAAAUAUUGUAACAAUUGUCAACAUUCAAAUCCACUUGUGGUAAAUAUGGAGGUGAUGUUGAAUUGUUCUAUGGCAGUUUGAGUGUUUAGCAAUCUUACAAAUUUUUCAGAUUAUAGAUUACAGGUUGGAGCCACCUGUGGCUUUCCAGCUGUGCUUGACUUGGAAUUGUCAGCCUCUCAUUGGCUAGCAUGCUGAGACCUGUAGUUCACGCAGCAAGAAAGUUAUACUUUGCCUGCACACUUCAUAGUCAAUGCAAGUGAUAGAAUGAUUGUCCUGAUCCAUACAGAAGUAUUUUGUUGCCUACUAAUAUAUGUUGUUAAAUAUAUGCUGAAUGUUUUAAUGAGUUUGUGUUUGGGGAAUUUGCUAACUACUUAACUAUAUUGCCAGCAGGUAAAAAAACAAACUUAAUAUGAUGCACUUUCUCAUUACUGCCUUCUAUUCCAUUGUGACAAGAGAGCUUGGUGUCUCUCUGCAAUGGCUGAAUGACUUCUACUCUCUGGAUUGUUUUCAUUCAUAACCAGCAUUUUGCACCUGGCAUAAUACACCGUAAUACUCCCGGGCUGAACAAUAACCGUACUAUAUACGCUCUGCUAUUUAAAUGAUCCGCAAUGGUAAAAUUUCAUUUUGAUUCCAAAAAGCGAGAUACAGUAACAUGUCUGUCACAGUGAUUGCAUGUCAUGCUCUGGCAGUCAAUGAGAACUGGUGUUUAGGGUUCACGUUGUAUGAUUACCUCUGCUUUUACUACUGCUUGUAAAGUGUGCCACCAGACCAUAAUAUACCAACAUGCAUUACAGUAUUUCCUUUUUUAGAAACCAGUAUCCAAGCUUAGUAGUAACAAUGGACACAUUCAACUGUGUGGACAAUAUCUAACUAAUAACACAGAUCUAUCAAGCAUCGAGCUGCAUGUCCUAAUAACAUUUUUGAUUUGCAGGACCGGACUAGAACCUGGAAUGUCUCAUUUUAAGGUUGGCACUGUAAAGCAUUAUGGGAAGUUAUUUUACAGGGCAUAUCAUAAGGUAUCUUGCUUGGGGCUUACACAUGUAAGUGCACCUUCACCUGGAAAUACAUUAAUGGGGGAGCACUGACAAACCUAUUUCUUAGCAAUUGGAUUUUACUAAACAAAAUGUGUUUUAUUGGCAUCUAUAUAUAUGUCUAUUUUUUAUUAGAUUUCAAAUUCAAUAUUUACUUGAGCAGAACCAGGGUUCUCUUGGUAUAGACGGUUUUAUAAAACACACAAUGGAAAUGUAUGCUGUGGUGCUAAUCGGAUAAAACAUCUCCAUCCAUCUCUACAUUUCAAUACUAUGUUCUUUAAUAAAGGGGCCACACAAUGAGCUGAUUCAGAGGUGGAUGCAGUUACAUUAACAACUGAAGUUUCACACGCAGCAGAUCUGCAAACGUGCUAACGAUGCUGGCGCAGGGAUUUGUACAGAGACGCCUACUAAUAGUGUCUAUGACCCGCCAAUUGCGUACAAAUAUGCACCAUUGGACCAGAAUGUCCGUCGCAAGUAAGCUGUCCGGAGUCUUUACAAUUGCAUUUGUACGCUCAGUCACGCCUCUGACACAGUCACGUCUCCAUUCUUGUAGCCACCUGUUACCUACAAGAAACGAACACUACUUGCAUAAUAAAUCCUCUCUGCUUCUGACAUUGCUAAUUAAUCACUGCGACUAUGUCCAAUUCUUCUAUCCACCCCAUACAAGCUCACUGGAACAUUUGUGCAGCUACUCCCCUGUAGCCACUUUCUCCAACGUUCCAUUAAGCUCUACAGAUGUUGCGAUGAAAGCUGUGCUGCUGCUGUUGAGAGAGCACAAGUUCACUAGCAAUAGUCAGACCCCAGCAGUCUCAGUCAUUGGGAUAUGCCAGUGGUAAGGUGGUGCACUUGAGUGGAUAAUUUGCAUUCACUAUGAAUCAUUUACAAAGCACAAAAAAUACCCGCCCCCAUCUCUACUACCUCCUUAUUUGUCUGCUAGGCAUAUUUCUAGUCAUUACUUGGUCCUAGGAACAGGGGAAUGCACCUACCCACCUGAAAAUGUCUGUGAUAGAAACAAUACAAACAUCUGUAGUAGAUUUAGAAACCGUCCAUUUGAGUAAAGUUUCCCUUUUUUAUGUAAACAUCACUCUUUUUGUAUGUUCAUGUCCUAAAUUAAUUAGAAAGGAGGGCUUCUUUAUUUGUGUCUUUUUAUUUUUUAUUAUAAUGCUUAGAUUUCAUUGGUCAAAGUGCUUCUACAAAUGUACUUUUCUGUAAAGGGCCAUACACACUAGACGAGAAAAUGAAAGAUCUCGCUCAGAAGGGCCGAUCUGACCGAGAUCUUUUACAAUUUCGUCCAAUGUUGUUAACGGUGCACGCUCCCGCCCAUCGUUAAUUAUCCCCUCCCUUGUCUGAACAUGUACAGACAAGGGAGGUCCUUGUUAACGACAGCCAGCAUGGCCGUCGUUCCCCCCCGUCGUCGAUCCCUUCCUCGCUGGCAUUGGCAAGUGUGUAUGCACUUGGCGAUGCUGGCACCCCACUGGAUCACCCCCACCGCCAAUAUGGGAAUCGCCUAGUGUGUACUGAUCUUAAGAGUUCAUGGGGCAAUUUUAAAACACUUCCUAAUACCUAUAGGACAAGCCCCAAUCACUACCACUCCAGUCGACAUGGUAAAAUUAUGUCCUUUUGUAGACCCAUUUUGCAGGAGGAUAUAUGCUAUUUAUACCAACAAAAGGAUAUAAUUUUACUAUGUCGUCUGGAGUAGUAGUGAUUGGGGGAGUCUACUACAAUAUCCCGGCUGACGGGAUCCCGACUUCCGGAAUGUCGGCAGCGGAGAGAGAGCAAAAGAGCCCCUUGUGGGCUCGCCACGCUGCAGGCACGGUGGUGCGCUACACGCGCCACACUAUUCUCCCUCUAGGGGUGUCGUGGACACCUCAAAAUGGAGAAUAGUUGUCGGGAUCCCGGCAUCGGAAUGCUGAGCGCCGGGAUCCCGACAGCCAGGAUAUUGAAUGCUUCCCCUGCAAAAUACGGAGCUCCCAUGUGACUGCAAAGUAUCCACUCCCUUUAUCUUAGAAAUUGCCCGCACCACCCAUCUUCUAUCACAAGAUGGUGCAAGCGUCUUGACAUUACAUUUUGCACUUUUUCCAUAGAACGGAUACAUUUACACUACUGUGUGUGUGAUGCAUAAAACUAGUUAUUUUAUGUAUGUUAUUCAUAUCAAUAGCGCACAGCCUUUGAUACAUAUAUAAAAAAGAAGCUUAUUAGCGUGGAAGAUCAAUUAAAAUUCUUUUACUGCUUCCAGUAACAUGAAAAAUAAAACAUUAUUUUUUAUGGCAGAAUGAGCUUUUAAGGCACUACACAAUGCAGAGGUGUAUGAAGCCUGUGUUCUGGUGACUGUUAUAUUGCUGAGCGGGAUCCGGUCUGAAGAUCGACACUGUCUAGCUCGACAAUGUUUAGGUCGACCACUAUAGGUCGACAGGGUUGGAAGGUUGACAGGGUUUCUAGGUCGACAUGUUCUAGGUCGACAGGUCAAAAGGUCGACAUGAGGUUUUCACUUUUUUUUCUUUUAACUUUUUCAUACUUAACGAUCCACGUGGACUGCAAUUGGAAUGGUAAUCUGUGCCGAGCGAAGCGGUAGCGGAGCGAGGCACCUUGCCCAAAGUUCGCUCGCCAUGCAAGGGGACACUGUGCACUAAUUGGGGUUCCCGGUCACUCUAUGAAGAAAACGGCACAAAAAAACAACAACCUCAUGUCGACCUUUUGACCAGUCGACCUAGAAACCCUGUCGACAUUCCAACCCUGUCGACCUAAACAUUGUCGACCUAGACAGUGUUGGUCUAAUGAUCCACACCCUGCUGAGCAUGCAUCAAACACCCCAACACAGCAAACUGAAUAUGUGUAUAGCAAGUAGUCAAAAUAUUAAAAAUCUUCUUUCCAAAGCAGUGAAACAUUUGGCAUCUUGCAGCUGCUUUUGAUGUGGCGAGCAUGACACAGAUGGCAUUGCAUUUCAAAGACUAUUGUGUCUUCAGAUGCCAUUAACUUGUGCAGCACCUGCAUUCGAUAGAGACAAUGACUAAUCUCAGUGUGAGUUCCUCCUGAGUCUGCAGCAGAAAUCCAGCAUGGGCAAUGAAUUAUCAUACAAGUGUUGUGUGUGAAGUAGCACAUGAUGGGGGGUUUGUUGCUGGCUGAAGGCAGUGAAUGUGAAUGGAACAAUUAGCUUUAUUGAGACGAUUGUAAGCGCACAAAUCUCCAGCAGAUAUAUAGAACAGGGGCCUAUCUGCACAAUGCUGGUGACCUGAGAAGUGAAUGUAUUUUAAAAUCUUAUAGUGGAAUGGUUUGCACAAAGCUCAAGAGAAAAUUAAGUUUUAGGUUUUUUUAUAUAUAAAAUAAAUAUUUGUGGCAAAAAUUUAAAAAAAUGCCACAAUUCAUCUAUUUUUGUUUAGCCCUUAUAUAGUCAGCUUUCUGGUUAAUGUUUGCUACCCAGCAUUAGAGAUGGGACUUCCUUUAAUUAGCAUUAUGAAUGGGGCUUUUUAACUCUUGAAAAUAAUAUAUUGUCCAGUUCAUGUAAUUCAUGUAGAUGUUUAAAUCUCAUUUUUCCAAAAUCAAAAGAUUCAUAUUUUUAUUUUGGCAUUGAUGUAUUAAAAUAUUGUCUAAGUUUAUUAAACUUUUAUUUUUAUUACUUUGAACUUCCAAAGAUUCAGCACGUCGGAUAUAGUGGUUUCCAUAUCCAUUCCCGUAUCUUUUUUUUAUUAUUUUUUUUUAUUUCCAACUUCUGACCAGGGGUUUCCAACUCCAGUUCUCAAGGACCACCAGCUCAUGUUUUGUGGAUGUCUGUAAUCUUUGUUGCUGGGUCAGUAAUUAUCCCACCUGCUUCCCCAGACAGAAAUCCUUAGAACAUGACCUGUUGGGAAAACUUGAUGGCUGAGAACCACCGCCAUAGACUACAUUUUCUUCUACAUACGGUGCUUUAGACCAGGAACAGUGAUUCAGUUUGUUAGCAUUCAGGACAACGGCUCUGACCAUGUAUGGAUACCUUUAAGUAAAAUACUUGGUAGUCUUACAUACCCCUCAUGUAGCAGACAGGGCCCACAUAACUUGCCACUACUUGAACCUGCUAAAAGACCAUUGCACUAUAAGAUCACAGCAAACAGUGAGGGAAGUCCAUCCAUGCCUCUCCCAUAGGGUUCGGAAGAAGUGGGUUUAUUAAUCUCUGUGAGGGAGGCAUGGAUGCGUUGCCUCUCCCAGGAUUGAGACCUCACACUAUGGUUGUCUCACUGCAGAGCUAAGAUUAGCUAGGACCUGACCAAAAGUAGGCUGGCGUGAUAUAGAAGAUCUACAGUAAUUAGCUAGUCAUUAGGUCGACCCCAUAUGGUCAAAAUGUAUUAGGUAGACAGAAAAGGUCAACAGGUGCAAAAGUUCAACAUGGAAAUGGUCAACACACAAAAAGAUGACACAAGUUUUUAUCAAGUUUUUGGAUGUCAUUUUCUGUUUCAUCAUAUGUGACCACAAUUAUUGCAAACAUGUACCCUUGAUGCUCGUUUUUCUCACCGCGCUUCGGGCAAGGUUACUAUUCCCAGUCAUAGUCCACAAGGAUGGCAAAUCAAGCAAAAGUUGAAAAAUUUGUGAAAACCCCAAAAAAACAUUUGCUGACCAUAUGUGUGUCGACCAUUGUCAUGUCGCCCUUUUGAACCUGUCAACCUUUAGCACUGUCUACCUAUUGACUAUCUAUGCACUGGAACCCCUUUUAAACCACUUCAUGGACAAUAUUGCCAACUGUGACUCCUACGGACUACAAAAAUGUAUUAUAUGCAGCGCUUCUCUUUUGUGCCCGAACUAAUUUAUCCUAGAUGAGAUAAAUCACAAAUCCGCUUUACAGUGGAUUACAUUUAUUUUUGUUUGUUUUGGUUUAAAGCUAAUUUAUUUAUUGUAAAUUAAGUGGUGUUAGGAAAAGUAAUCCAAAAUUGCAGUCACUAUGCUUGGCUAACAUUUGUCGUAGACUUUGCAUUAUUCCAUGUCAUUUUGUACAGAAUUUUGUAUUAUUUGUUUUCUUAUUUAUUUGUUAUUAGACAAAUUACCAAUAAAUUAACAAAAUAUCCGUAAAUAGAAGAAAAGAAGAAUUGCAGGGUGACACUGUUUUAAUAUUAACUAUUUAAAGUCUUCAGCUUUGUUUCUCAUGCCUUAUUUCUUGCCGUCUAAUCUCCCUGUACAUGUGCAGAAAAUAAGACAAGUAUGGGAAGAGUGUGGUUUAUGUAGACAUAUAUAUCUAUCUUGCAAGUUGGGAAACACAGGAGAUGUAUUCCUGCUAGAACAGAACGCAACCAGUCUAAUACAGGUAGUGCUGAAAUGGCCCUAAUGUUAUACAAUAAGAUCUAUUGCCUAUUUGGAGAGUUAUGAAGAGGGUCAGAUUGUACAGAAAUGGAGUAUUCAGAGGUUGGGACAGAUGAAAGGAUUGCAAUGUCAAUGCUAUAAUCUUAUUACAUACAAUAUGUUUCAGCCAGCCCAUUCCAAUGUAGUGCCAAGUAGACUGAAAUCAAAAUGGCUAGCCCAAUUGUAACACUUGGGCACCUAUAGGCUAAUGAUACCAAAUUUCUGGUUUGUACAGAUUGCAGUCUAACCGUCUUCUAGCCCUAUAAAAUGACAUUACAUCUUUACUAUGGUUAUUCCUAUAAUUUAACCACUGACACAUUUUGUUCUGCACAGUUGUUGUUUUUAUUUUUUUCUUAAUAAGCAGUUACGAUUGCUAUGGUUCCUUCUGAAACUGGUCACUGGUUAUGCUUCAUUUACAUUGUAUCGUAACAGGAAACCCCAUGUGGUAUUUUAUCUGAAAUGUAACACUUGUUUACAUAUUAAAACAAAGUCAAGCUUGAACGUUUUUAUAUACAAUGUUAAUGUGUAUGCAGCCCAGGUUUGCCACUAAAAACAUUUCCAUUAAUGUCUGCUUUAGCGAAAUAGAUUCAACUAAAGCAAUAUUGUUAUGUUGUCUUUGUACAAAUCAUGUGUGUAAAAGUAGUUUUGAUUUAUCUGAUUAUUUUAUCAUCCUACAUAUGAAUAAUAUUAUAUAUGGAAAAAAAAAAACUUGUAAAGUUCUACUAUUUUAAA
Pseudophryne corroboree (corroboree frog) is the source of this 12564-nucleotide messenger RNA. RefSeq names its product disco interacting protein 2 homolog B (gene DIP2B). Bases 157 to 4872 code for a protein of 1571 amino acids. Lineage: Eukaryota; Metazoa; Chordata; Amphibia; Anura; Myobatrachidae. The record is from RefSeq and is a predicted model, not a curated record. The transcript has 38 exons.